AUGCCAGUAUCUUCAAACUCUUCGUCGUGUCGGUCACCCGCACGUCACGCUACUAAGGACGAGCUGGUCAAAUUCAUCUCAGGCAAUGCGGAGGUAUCCGUGAUGGUGGUGGCGGCUACUGAUCUGGUCAAGGAGGCUCAGACACGGCACGGCAUGGCUCCCACUGCUAUAGCAGCACUGGGGCGGCUCCUCAUGGGGACGCUGCUGCUGGGAGCGAUGAAGGGGCCUGACGAAUCCGUGCAAGUCACAGUGAACGGACGGGGGCCUAUUGGGCAGAUUACGGCCGUUUCAGCGGUGCAUGGGGAGGUGAAAGGGUUCGCCGUGAACCCCCUGGCCGACCCACCUCUCAACUCCAAGGGCAAGAUGGACGUGGGAGGUGCAGUGGGCAAGGGAGUGCUCAGCGUCAUUCGAACCCAUCCCUCCUGGCAGUCACCUUACACUGGCACUGUGCCACUGGUGUCAGGGGAGAUCGCAGAGGACUUGGCAAAUUAUCUGGCGGAGAGUGAGCAGAUCAACUCUGCCAUGGGGCUGGGAGUGGCGGUGGGCAAAGAUGGCAUUGUCAGGGCAGCAGGCGGGUUCCUUGUUCAAGUCCUUCCCUUCUGCUCGGACGAGACGCUAGACAAGCUAGAGGCCAACGUCCAAUCACUGGGCGCCAUGUCAGAUGCGGUGCAGCGCAUGGAUGCAGUGGCUAUAGCCCAUCAUCUCUUGCGGGGGCUGGAUCCCGAACCUGUCAUAGAUCCGAUCGUGCCUACGUUUGGCCCAUGUGGUUUGGAAGAUUUGAAGCCUCGCAUGCUUAGAGCUGUGGAGUCACUAGGAGCUGAGGACGUGAAAAAACUCAUUGAGGAGAGAGGGACGGUGGAGGUUCGGUGCGAGUUCUGUGCAGAGAAGGUAGACUUUACAGAGGAAGAUUUGCACGAUCUUCUUGUGAAAGCAGGAAAGGAAAUUUUGGAAUCAGCAGCAAUGGCGAAUCAAGAGGAGGUCUGGGAGAGGGAUCCCGUUUUCAAAAAGCUACGAGCAAAAGCCGAGAACAAGAUGUGCUUUGACUGCAAUGCCAAGAACCCUACAUGGGCAUCGGUCACUUACGGAGUCUUCAUAUGCCUCGACUGCUCAGCAAUGCAUCGCAGCCUCGGCGUGCACGUCAGCUUUGUCAGGUCGACAACUCUUGACGGCUGGAACGUAGAGCAACUGAAGAUGAUGUCCUUCGGAGGAAACGGCCGAGCGCGUGCCUUCUUCAAGCAGCACGGCUGGACGGACGGAGGCAAGAUCGAACAAAAGUACACCUCAAGAGCCGCCGAUCUCUACCGGCAGCUUCUCGCGAAGGAAGUCGCGAAGAGCUUCGCCGGCGUACAGACGUCCCUCCCUUCGCCAACAUCGUCUAGCCAAACAGCUGCGAAUGGUGGUGCUGCAGCGGCAGCACCGGCUGAUGAGGAGACCCCGGCUCCUGCCGCUGCUGCCCCUGCUCCUGCUGCUGCAGCGUCGCGAGUGUCUCCCGUUACAAGGAAGACGACGAGCAUAACUGCGAAGAAAACGACCACAAAGUCGUCCGGCCUUGGCGUUAAGAAGCUCACGACGAAGCCGAACGACAGCCUGUACGAGCAGAAGCCAGUAGAGGCACCGGUCAAGGUGGGCGUGGUGGAGCACAAGGCGUCGCGCUUCACGUACAACGAGGCGUCCUCCUCGCAGCCCGGCACUGGGUCGGGCAGAGGCGGCCACGUAGCGGCGCCCGCGGCAUCUGGAGACUUUUUCAACGACUUCUCGGGAGGCAUCAGGGCUGUUCCCAGUAACCGGCCUAAGCCCCCACCUCAGCCGAUUGAGGAGUCGGACGAAGCUCGCAGGAAGUUUGCAGGGGCGAAGGCGAUCUCGUCGCAGCAGUUCUUUGAACGGGACAACAAGGAGCUGCAGGCGCAGAACCAAGAGCGGCUGCAGAAAUUCCAGAACUCAUCGGCCAUAUCGAGUGCAGCUUUCUUCGAUCGGGACGAGGGCGGCAACCAGGCUGGUGGGGACGGCUCUCUGGACAGCGUCGCUGCAGACCUACUGGGAGGGCUCUCCGUGGGGGCUGUGGCGGAGCAGACAGGGCAAGCGCUGUCAUCAUUUGCCUCCAGCAUCCUUGCUGACUUGCAGGACCGGAUUCGAUAG
Molecule: messenger RNA, 2136 nt
Organism: Closterium sp. Yama58-4
Lineage: Eukaryota; Viridiplantae; Streptophyta; Zygnematophyceae; Desmidiales; Closteriaceae
Source: the annotation of a GenBank genome assembly